Molecule: messenger RNA, 285 nt
Organism: Purpureocillium lilacinum
Lineage: Eukaryota; Fungi; Ascomycota; Sordariomycetes; Hypocreales; Ophiocordycipitaceae
Source: RefSeq, a predicted model, not a curated record
AUGGGGCGGCGGCGCCACCACGCUCCCUCCCCCCGCCGUCUUCAUCGGCUGUCGACGACGCGUUUGGCGCUGUCUCGGGGAAUCGCCACCCCUGUCAAAAACGAACGGCGCCGCCCAAAGCCAUUCCUCUGCCCUUUGGCCGCCACUCUGCCAGCCAGCCUCGGCGCCGGGGCCCAGCAGCAACUGCCUUCACGUUGGCUGUCUGUCUGGUGGCGGGCGGGCGGGCUAGCAGCCGCCAUCAUCAGAGUUCACCGAAUGAACCCCCUCGGAGACUUGACAGGUUGA